AUGUGGGAGGCCGAGUCCUGGCGGCAUGGAGCGCCUCUCCUGGACCGUCGCGCGCCCGAUGCCACCCGACCCUACGUGAGUAUCACGACCGCGACGCCCUCCACGCACGCGACUGACGACCGAUACCAGCACUGUCCCUCGUACAAGCUGCCGGCCCACGGAACCAUCGAAAUUUCGCCCGGCAACACCAUCACGCUCGACCAGAAUGCCGUCUUCCGCCCGCUCUGCACCAACACGGCCACCCAGCAGGGCAACAUCGACGACGGCACGGGGGGCAUCACCAGCGUCGCCGACAUGCGCGACCCCUUCCACGCAUCCAUCACGCCCCAGGCCUACGCGACAGGCGCCGCGACCGUCAUCGCCUGGAUGCUCGUCAUCAUGCUCAUCAUCACACCACGCACUUUCUUCGUCGGCAACGCUUCGGGACGCUCAGGGCUCAUGGGACGACGCGGCAUGAUCAGCGGCGCAACAGGGAGCGGAUCCAUCAUCGGAGUCGGAAGCCGUCCAUGGCUGCAGAAGGCCGCGGCCCUGACCGUCGCCAUUUCCCUGACGCUCGCCACCGCCGACACGUUCAAGAUCGCCGAACGCCAGUACGAGGAGGGCUUCAUCGACGCCAUGGAGCUGCGUGACCAGGUCGUAGCUGGCAUGGAAAUCAAGGUUUCGCGCGUUGUUUCCGACAUCUUCCUCUGGCUCGCACAAGUACAGACCCUGAUACGCCUGUUCCCGCGCCACAAAGAGAAGGUCAUCAUCAAAUGGGUCGGAUUCGCUCUCAUCCUGCUCGACAUUGCAUUCAGCUGUCUGAACAGCUUCGGUCCCUAUGAGAACCAACGCCGCCCCGCACACUUCGACACCGCGAUCCCCGCCCUCAGCUACCUGUUCCAACUAUCACUCAGCAUGCUCUACGCCGCCUGGGUCAUGUACUACGCCAUCACCAAGAGACGAUACGCCUUCUACCACUCCAUGAUGUGGAACAUGAGCGUCGUUGCCCUGCUAUCUAUCAUUGCCAUUCUCACGCCCGUCGUAUUUUUCAUUACCGAUAUCGCCAACUACACCAUUGCCGGAUGGGGAGACUACUUCCGCUGGGUAGGGGCUGCCGCUGCCAGUGUCAUCGUUUGGGAGUGGGUGGAGCGCAUUGAAGCGCUGGAAAGAGAAGAGAGAAAAGACGGAAUUUUGGGGAGAGAAAUAUACGAUGGAGACGAUAUGCUCGAUAACACACCCUCCGACUCGAAAUGGCCUUCGAAACGCAAGGGGCAGCUAUCAGAAAAAGAUGAGAAGAAGAGUGGGGGAAGCUCAGGCGGCUUCGGCGUCGGCGCGUUCACAUCAGCACAUGCCGGCCGCUUCAACGACCUUGCUCAGAGGUUUGGACGCAAGAUGACCGAAUCGCCACGAGCAGAAGCACGAAAGAAGCGCACUAUCCACAUUCCUGCACCACCCCCGGUUGUGCGACGGUCGGCAUCUGCUGCACGUGGAGACCGCAACUCGCGGGCCUAUGUACGAGUGCAGACCCCGCCUCCGGUACCAAUCAUUGCAUCACCAGUCAGCAGGACAGACACCACCAGUGCUGACUCGACUGUAUACACAGUUCGCUAUCAUCCCCUCAGCGAUACACCUGUAAAUCCACGGCACGCACCAGCAGACGAUCGACCAGGAAAUCGUGAAGCACAACCAUCAACACACAACGCACCGCAAGAACCUCAGGUUCAACCAGCUGACCCUGAGGACCCUGAGAAGGGAGGAGAACUGGAACCUGUCACCAGCCGAAGUAGAUUCCAAUGGCAAGCUUUAGGGAACCCAUUCCGACGAAAAGGACGGACCCCGCCAAAGGAACUCCAGAGGGGGCAGGUCAUCGAACCACUCGCGGUAGACGACGUCGCAGCCAACAUACCCCCUCGCAACUACAACGGGCUAGCUCUAGCCGAUCGCCUGGGUACCUUUGCCGCACAGCAAGGCGAAAAGCUCAGGUCGAAGAAGAAGCCUGGGUCACAGCACGAAACGACUCUACCAGUCACAAUCAUUCCUGCCCAACCUCGGGGCCAAACCUGGUCUCCGGACAUUAUUCGCCAACAGCAACAAGCACAACAGGACGAGUCCUCUGCCAGUGCGGGUACCCAGCAAGCGAGUGCGCCAACUCCGAGCGAACAAGAUCAAUCUCAUGGAGGGACUAAUUCAAGCGAGGUCGUCAACUUGUCGGCCUCGCCAAACUCCACACGCACUCCCCGUAUCCGGUUCUCGCCGGCAGCCCCGCUUGGUCGCCAACACAACACUGGUGGUCUCGGGACAGAGAUGCGACCAGCGCUGUCUGCACCGAGUUCACCUUUGCCACAAGAUGAGUCGACAUCGACCAUCGACUUUAGCAGGCCCGAAAACCACCCUCGGACAGAUCACGACAGGUAG
Molecule: messenger RNA, 2394 nt
Organism: Alternaria metachromatica
Lineage: Eukaryota; Fungi; Ascomycota; Dothideomycetes; Pleosporales; Pleosporaceae
Exons: 1
Coding region: 1-2394 (797 amino acids)
Biological process (GO): cellular response to pH
Cellular component (GO): plasma membrane
Source: RefSeq, a predicted model, not a curated record